AUGGAGCCCGGGGAGCCGGGGCCCCGCGGGGACACUGCGGCCGCCACAGCCCGGGCGCCCGCUCCCAGCACCAGCCAGAGCACCCCAAGUCCCGAGAGUGGGAGCCCUGACAGCGCAAGCCCUGAGCGCGGCCCGGAGCCGGGGGCCGCCCCGCCGGAGCUGAGGCUGCUGCUCCUGGGGAAACGCGGCGCGGGGAAAAGCGCCACGGGAAACAGCCUUCUGGGCAAGGCCGUGUUCAUGGCCAAGUUCAGCGCGCGGCAGGCGGUGACCCGGGCGUGCCAGCGCGAGAGCGGGGCCGCGGGAGGGAGGCGGCUGGCGGUCAUCGACACCCCGGCCCUGUUCUCCCCGCUGUGGGACCCCCAAGACCGGCGCGGCCACCUGGAGCGCUGCGUGGAACUCUGUGCGGGCAGCGUCCACGCGCUGCUGCUGGUCAUCCCCAUCGGCCACUUCACGGCCGAGGACGCGGAGACGGCGCAGGGCAUCUGGGAGGCGUUUGGGGCGGAGGUCAGGGAGCGCGCCCUGGUGGUCUUCACGCGCAAGGACGAGCUGGGGGAGGCCUCCCUGAAAGAGUACGCAGAGCUUGACGCCCCCGACGGUCUCAGAGAGCUGGUUAGAGGCUGCGGCCGCCGGUACUGUGCCUUCAACAACAAGGGCGGCGAGGAGGAGCGGGCCAGCCAGCUGCGGGAGCUCCUGAGCUUGGUGGACGACAGUGCGGACCCUUGUUGCCUGAAGGUCAGCACCGCCUGCAGUGGACCCCAGGAUCCUGUGGCUGAACCUGCACCCCAGAAAGGAGACAGUCCGCACGGGCUGCAGGCCGCGGGAGGCGAGCCGGGCGCCGAGCCGCCGGAGCUGAGGGUGCUGCUCGUGGGCAAGCGGGGCGCGGGGAAGAGCGCGGCGGGGAACCGCCUUCUGCGCAGGCACGCCUUCCCGGCCAGGCUGAGCUACGAGCCCGUGACCCGGAGCUGUGAGGCCGCGAGCAGGGUCUGGGGAGGCAGGAAACUCCUGAUCAUCGACACCCCAGACGUCUCCUCCUGCCCGGACAUCAAGUCGCAGCUGCUGGGGCUCGCCUCCGAGGGCCCCCACGCCGUCCUGCUGGUGACCCCGCUGGGCUCCUUCUCCCGGCGCGACGAGGCGGUGCUCGCGGCCCUCCAGCGCUGCUUUGGGGACGAGGUCACGGAGCACAUGACCGUCCUCUUCACCAGGGGAGAGGACCUCGGGCCGCAGGACGCAGCCACCGUCUUGGAGACCGCAGGCCGAGCGCUCCACGCGCUCCUCGACAAGUGUAGUGGCCGCUGGGUUGUCUCCGACUGCAGAGCCGCGGGCGCGGCCGAGGAGCGCCAGGUGGACGAGGUCCUGGGGCGCAUCCUGGACUCGGUGGCGCAGCACCAAGGCCGGCCUUGCACCUUCACGGGGGAAGCAACCCUGAGCCUCCUCCUGGUGGGGCGCAGCGGGACCGGCAAGAGCGCAACGGGAAACAGCAUCCUCGGGCGGCCCGACUUCCCCUCCCAGCUCCACGCGCAGCCCGUCACCACCACCUGCCGGCAGGGCACGCGGCUGUGGGAAGGGCAGAAGGUCGUGGUGGUGGACACCCCGGCCCUGGACCAGGUGCUGGGGGCUCAGGGGGAUCCCCGACAGCUGCAGGGGGAGGUCGAGCGCUGGUUCACCUGCUGCGAGGGCGGGAAGAAGAUUCUGGUGCUGGUGCUCCAGCUGGGACGGUUCACGCAGAGGGAUGAACAGGCCCUGCAGGGUCUGGAGGCCAUCUUCGGAGGGGAAGUGACACGUCACAUGAUCCUGCUGUUCACCCGGAAGGAGGACCUGGGGGACGGGACGAUCGAGGAGUACACCAGGAACACGGACAACGAAGCUCUCAGGAAGAUUGUGGACAAGUGUGGGGGGCGGGUGUGUGCUUUCAACAACAAGGACACUGGCCAAGCGGGGGACACCCAGGUGAGAGGCCUUUUGAACAUGGCCAACGCGCUGGUGAGGGACCACGGGGGGUACCCGCAUGAGUGGGAGAGCGUCAGCAGGAACAUUCAAAAGGCUCUGGAGAAGCCCAAGCUCCCAUCCUGGAAGACUUUCUGGAAACCUCAAGCCUCCAGAAUGCCUGGCGGUCACUUUAAAUCAGAGACAGUCUAGGGGACAGAGGAUGGGGAUUCGGUGAGGGCCCUUGACUCUUGGGGCUGGAGAAGCAAAUGUCUCUCACCUAUGAUGCUUCAGGCAAAACACGCCAGAUGGCAGGGGGUCAGAGAGGGAAGAAGGAAUAAAAUCAAGCCUCCGGAGAGGCUUCAGAGAUGAGGCUGGUGGUGGGUCAGCUCCAAGCCACCAGCUUGCAUCAGCUGUGUGGGUCGACUGGUGUCAGGACGGACAGGGCCCAGGCGGAGGUAGCUGAGGUCAGGGAACAGCCACACGAGAGCGGGGCCCCCAAUAUGGGUGGUUGUCACAGUGAGACAAUCUUACCGAAAUUUUUUAUAUUUCAGUUUUUAAAAAAGAUUUAUUUAUUGAUGUACACAAGAGCUGGGGUACAGGCCAGAGGUGUGGAGGGUGAGAGGACUCACCAGAGACAGAGUGGGGAACAGAACAGGCAGAUUGAAGCACGCUGCUGAGGGGAGCAGCGGGGAGACAGGAGAGGUCUGUUGCAUCAUGUGGGUUUCUCCCUGGCUGGGAAUCGAACUGGUGCUGCAGUGGCUGUGGACAGCUUCAUAGAUUGUGUCUUAACCCCUUGCGCCACCAGGGAGGCCCAAGUUCCAAAAUUCUAAUGUAAUUCUAGAUUUCCACCAGAUCAUUGAAAACACCUUUGUGCUUUUCUCUCUUUUAAAAUCCUGGAAGCUGGGCCUCCCCUGGUGGUGCAGGCGGUUGAGCUUUGAAGCUGUCCAUAGCCUCCGCAGCGCCAGUUUGAUGCCGGCCGGCUGGGUGAGGGUCCCACAUGGCGCAGCAGACCUGUCCUGUCUCGCCCGCUGCUCCCCUCAGCAGUGUAUUUCAGUCAGUCUGCCUGUUCUGCUCCCUGCUCUGUCUCUGGUGAAUCCUCUCACCCUCCCGUGCAUCUGGCCUGUACCCCAGUUCUUGUAUAAAUAAAUAAAUAAAUCUUAAAAAAAAAAGUCCCGGAAGCUGGGAAUUAGGGUGAAACUCAAAGAACAAUAAACUCCCCGCUCUGGGGAGUGAGGCGCCUCCCGUCUAACAGGCCGGGGGGCAUUGACACCCUGGCCUCACCCCCUCUGUCUGGCUCCGGGGGCUCCUCCACACACAGGGUCAAGGUGGGCCCCACCCACAGCUGAGCACAGGAUGCUGAGAGCUGCCGGGUGGGUGAUGAGGAGCUGGAACCUUCUCCAGGAGCCGUGGGGUGGAGGGCGGCAGCGUCAACACUUUGCACGUGAUGAGGGCGGGUCCCACGUGAGGUUUAUCUGUGAAAGCGGCAGGUAAACAGGUAAACCUUCCAGAUGAGCCCGUGUGGAAGACACAGCUGGUCACGUUGGUUCUCUUGUUCUCUACGCAACCCUCACUGCGACAGAUCCUGGCAAGUGUCAUGUUUUACCAUAAUGUUAAACAUAAUGUAGGUAAAAACAUUCAGGUGAAUGAAAUAAUAAAGACAAAUUCUCCGUGAGCGCC
Talpa occidentalis (Iberian mole) is the source of this 3603-nucleotide messenger RNA. It is a transcript of the gene GIMAP8, whose product is annotated as GTPase, IMAP family member 8. The transcript has 5 exons. Gene Ontology annotation, molecular function: GTP binding. The record is from RefSeq and is a predicted model, not a curated record. Bases 1 to 2136 code for a protein of 711 amino acids. Lineage: Eukaryota; Metazoa; Chordata; Mammalia; Eulipotyphla; Talpidae.